Messenger RNA from Populus nigra (black poplar), 2141 nucleotides. RefSeq lists its product as uncharacterized. Lineage: Eukaryota; Viridiplantae; Streptophyta; Magnoliopsida; Malpighiales; Salicaceae. Gene Ontology annotation, cellular component: nucleus. Gene Ontology annotation, molecular function: protein binding; protein-lysine N-methyltransferase activity. The transcript is spliced from 12 exons. Gene Ontology annotation, biological process: peptidyl-lysine monomethylation. The record is from RefSeq and is a predicted model, not a curated record. Bases 135 to 1721 code for a protein of 528 amino acids.
UGGUGGAAUCUACAGAGACUAUAGUAUAGUUUACCCAAAAUCUAAACCCUGCAAAGCGAAACCUGUCUUGACCUUUCCCUUCCUCACGACCAUCUCUGCUCGGUCUGGGCUCCUGCUUCAUCUUGAGUUCAUCAAUGGAUAAUAAUAAUAAUAAUAAGCCAUGUUCAUCUAAUAAGAUCAUCAAGACAAGUGAUGGAUGUGAAAUAGUUCUUGAGCUCUCUCAAAAUGCCCCUUUUUUUGAUAAAAAGAAGAAUUUACUACGUAGUAUGGGUUUUGAUAUCAGGGAACAAGUGCAGUUUCAUAGAUCUUCAUGUCCUGAUGCAAUUGCAACCAUCUUGGAAAGAAUACUUCAGAUUGCAAGAAUUAUACAUUUAGACGAGGUAGAACUUUAUUUUGGCAAGGUCAACGACUGUUCAUCAUUUGAAUAUUGGAGCCCCAGGAAUGAGGUGGAGGCUCUCAAUUCGGUCCUUUCACUUAUUAACAGCUACUCCUCCUAUGAAAGACAGAAGGAAGUGAACUUCUUGCAAACCUUGCAAGAUGAAGUUCUUAAAAGGAUCCAGGAAUUCACAGACAAGAACAAAGUGGAGAGUAGAAUUGAUAGAAGCUGCAGUUGUGACAAAGAAAAAUGUUUAGAAAAAUGGGGGGAGAGCAAUGGUGUAAAAACAAGCUUGAAGAUAGCAUGUGUUGAAGGAGCUGGCAGAGGAGCCAUAGCAACAAAAGACCUUAAAGUUGGAGACAUUGCUUUGGAGAUUCCUGUGUCUAUUAUUAUUUCUGAGGAGCAUGUGCACAAAUCUGACAUGUAUCAUAUAUUGGAAAAGAUUGAUGGGAUUACCUCUGAGACCAUGCUGUUACUAUGGAGCAUGAAGGAGAGGCACAACUGUUCUUCAAAAUUCAAGAUUUACUUUGACACUCUGCCAGAGGAAUUCAAGACUGGGCUGAGCUUUGGAGUUGAUGCAAUCAUGGCUUUGGAUGGAACCUUGCUUUUAGAGGAGAUAAUGCAAGCAAAAGAGCACUUGCGAGUUCAAUAUGAUGAGCUGGUUCCUCCACUGUGCAAAAAUUAUCCCGAUGUAUUUUUGCCAGAGCUCUACACAUGGGAGCAGUUCUUAUGGGCUUGUGAACUGUGGUACUCUAAUAGCAUGAAAGUUAUGUUUGUUGAUGGAAAACUGAGGACUUGCUUGAUUCCUAUUGCAGGCUUUCUUAACCAUUCGCUCUACCCACACAUCGUUCACUAUGGUAAAGUAGAUUCUGCAACAAAUACACUGAAAUUCCCACUCACACGGCCUUGUUGUUUUGGAGAGCAAUGCUGCCUUAGCUAUGGAAACUUCUCUAGUUCACAUCUAAUUACAUUCUAUGGUUUCAUGCCUCAAGGAGACAAUCCCUGUGAUGUAAUUCCAUUGGAUAUUGAUGUUGGCAAUGCUGAUUGUAUUGAGGGUUGCCCAAUGUCGAGCUGGACUUCUCACAUGGUGAGGGGAACUUGGCUCUCAAACAACCAUAAUAUAUUCUAUUAUGGCUUGCCAUCUCCAUUAUUGGAUUAUCUACGUGGAGCUCGGAGUCCUGCACCACACACCAAGACCAUUGAGAUAUCAAACCUGGAGAAUGAAAUAGAAGUUCUCAAAGAUCUCCAGUCAACCUUCAGUAGCAUGAUGGAAAAUCUUGGCGACACAGAUCUUGUCAACAGGUUUUAUGCCAUCCUUGCAGUGAUGAUGCAAGCUGGGAUGUGAAGCUAGCAUUGGAGUUUAAAGAUCUACAAAGAAGGAUUGUCUCCUCAAUUUUAACAUCAUGUGCCACGGGUCUCAACUUGGUGCAAGAUGAAUUGUCUUUGCUUUAGAUGAGCUGGCUUGAAAGCACUAUGUGUCUGCUUCAAUCCUGGGAUGUAGUCUCCCCAACCUUUAGAUGGAGCCAUGAUAAAAAUUAACGUAGAUGGAGCGUACUGAUCAUGACGCAUAAAUCUUGUAGUAUUGUUACACCACAAGGUCAAUGGCUUUUUGGUGUCUCAAGCCUCCAUAAUUUUUAUUUUUAUGCAAGGGAAUGGACAAAUGGGUGGUCUUAGCUGGGAAAGGAUGCUCUUUGUUCUUGCGUUUGGAUGUGUGGCAGAUUAAAAUAAUGGUAAAUUAAGAGAGGCUACAUUAUGUUGGAGAUUA